Messenger RNA from Danaus chrysippus (African queen), 4692 nucleotides. NCBI's taxonomy places the organism in Eukaryota, Metazoa, Arthropoda, Insecta, Lepidoptera, Nymphalidae. The record is from the annotation of a GenBank genome assembly.
AUGAAUAGCAUCGGGCUGGGCUGGAGGUCGGACGCGGUUAAUUGGCGACGAGUUGCUGGGCCGGUGGCAAUGUACGCAGCAUCCAGCACGUCUACAGCGACCUCUGUAUCUCGCGAGAUGACAGCCGGAGCGACGGAGAGGCGCGUGCGGGUCGUCCGUCUACUGCGACCGCGCAAGGCCGCUCCGGCUUUUGGAUUCUCAUUGCGCGGCGGGCGGGAGUAUGCGACUGGCUUCUUCAUAUCGAAAGUGGACCUCAAUUCGGAGGCCCAUCUACAAGGGUUAAAGGUCGGCGAUCAGGUGGUUAGCGUCAAUGGCUAUCGGGUGGAUGACGCGGUGCACGCUGAGCUGGUUCAUUACAUCACUUCACAGUCUCGGCUGAAAAUAAAAGUUAGACAUGUGGGGAUGAUUCCUGUUAAAGAUAAGGAGCACGAGGCUCUAUCGUGGCAGUUCGUCUCUGAACGAGCGUCUUUGGCUUCAGAUGUGUCCUCAUCACCGACUCUCUGUCAUAAUACAGAACAUUUGACGGACUUGCGGCUGUCAAUACUUGUACCACCAAGAGCAAAGCUUGGCUGUGGUAUAUGUAAAGGACCGGAAUGGAAGCCAGGAAUUUUUGUCCAAUUUGUUAGAGAAGGCGGUAUCGCACGAGAAGCCGGUUUACGGCCCGGCGAUCAGAUUAUGUCCUGUAAUGGCCAUGAUUUCUCUAACAUAUCUUUCAACGAGGCUAUAUCAGCGAUGAAAGCAAGCGGUCGUCUCGAGUUAGUAGUACGUGAGGGUGCUGGUACAGAGCUGGUGUCGCCUGAGAGCUCGGGAUACAACAGCUCUGCGUCGUCCGCAGCUGGUGAGAGGAGUCCAGCCCCACCAGUCCCUCUAGCGCCGCCUGCAGCUCUUAGGAGACGACUCGCGAGCGUCGCCGAGGAAGCUGCUGAUAGAGCCGAUAGGCUAACAAUGAAUCGAAUUAAAAGACGAACAUGGGACUGUUUAGAUUUCGACUGGAAAAAUAAUGACAUUCAUAAUUUUGACGCACCCUCCGAUAUUGAACCAGAUUAUGACAGUCCUAGUAUACCAAAUAACCCUCAUACUUAUGAAAGCAAAUCAAACAUUAGAAGUAAAACUAAAACAGAAAUAGAAACAACAAAAAUACCCAGUCAAAUGAAUAGGACCAUUAUAAAUUUAACAGAAGACGGUGCAACUAUUCAAUGCAGUUACGACAACAACAAUUCUAGAAAAGGUCAAUUUACAACGAGUCAAACGAAUAGAGAGAACGAAAAGACGAUUGUUGUUGAAGUACAUCACAUGAACCCUGUUCCCUGCUCUAAGACUGUUGGUAAUUUCGGUCAAACAAAAAAAGAUAUUGAGACGGACGCCACCAGCAUAACGAGUUCAGCAACAUUAUCAAGUGCCAUCGCUGAUGAAAUACAGAGGAGAAAAUUAAAUAAGAAACCGGAUAUAGAAAAGGAAAUCAAACAAGUCCCGGUUAAGAAAACGAGCAUCCCAAAAGCAAUAGACAAUGACCAAAAAAAACAUCACGACGCCCUAAUGGAUGAAUUCAAAAAGGUCCAUAGAAAAAUGUUUGCUAAUCUUGAAGGAAAAAGUGAAGUUAAUAAUAAUGAGAAACAAACAGAUAAUAUGGAUCGCCAGUCAACCAUUCCUCUUAGAAAAAUCGAAUCAGUGCCAGCAGAAUUAAUCAAUAAGGAUAAGCAAACUCCAGAAAAACGAGAGAAGAAGGCUCCGCCGCCGCCUCCGCCGAUGCCAAUAGAAAAUGGACACCACAUUCACAAUGGAGACCACAUCGUAAACAAUCACAUCAACGACAAUAUGAAAAGUCCAGAAAUAAUGAAAGUGCCUAAUUUAAGAAAAGUUGGUUCUUUAACUCGAAUACCAACACCUGAUUAUAAUAAGUCGGACACUCCCGUACAGCUCCGAGUGAAGACCGUGAAGGAAGAGAAUGCUGAAGUAGAAUCUUUAGAAUCAUAUAAACUAAAAAAUCCACUUAACAUUCAACCAAAGCCGCCGUCUCAUUACUUCAUCAAAGCACCCAAUGGAACUGCGACCAUGAAGAAGCAUGUGCGACCAGUGUCGGUCACGAUAGGGGAAUAUGUCAACAACGUAGGCCGCAAAGAACCGGCCAAGUUAGACUUCCUCAACGGAGACAAGAUAGACGGGCAUAGAGCAGCUGAUGAUGAACCUAUCACAAGUAGACUUCAAUCAGAAUUGGCUCUCACAUUGUCUAGGUCAAAUUUACGUAAAAAGACUGAAGCUUUGUUAGCCUUAGUUGGAACUUCAACUUUAACUCUUCAUAAAAAUUGCCUCAAUCAAAUAGCUAAAAGGGUAAUAAAAUCAAUUCCUGAAACAAGAAUAAAAGAUCUGGAAAGAUUGGUUCUCACUUAUGGAACUUUUAAUUACAUACCUGAGACUGAAGAGAAUUUUUUUAACAAAGUCAUAGAAGAGUUACAGAAACCAGAAAGGAACGAAGAAAUUAUGAAGUAUGGCCGGUCAUUUUCUGCUUGUGUGGCAUAUCUAGGGCUUUUACAAAUAUUCCCAGUGGAUCUUAUAAAGAGGGUUCUAAGCCAGGAAUUCCUAAACAACACUUAUGGUGGAAAUUAUUAUAGUUAUGGAAGGGAGAUUUUAACUAUUCAUGAUAUAGCCAAACUUUUCAUAGAUGAUGAAGUUAGCGUUUUGACUGACAAACAAGUAAUAGCAUUGGCUAAAAAAUAUACAGACUAUGUGCCAUGUGAGACAUACCAGAAACAGUAUAAUGUGACUGAAAGAAUGUUUUUGGACAUCAAAAGAGUGUUACAAGAAGACCGAGGUGGAAAGGAGUAUGUAACUGGAUUUCAUGUUAUUCCACAUCAUCAAAGAGGAGAUUUAAUUCUAUGUAAUAACAGUGAAGGUGGUCCUGUGUCAGUGAAAGAUGUGUUCUAUGGAAAACAGUUUGGUCUUCUUCAUAAAGCACCCAGCUCUAAUCUUUGGAUUGUUCUUAUUGUAGCUGGCAGAAAUGCUAUGAUUCAAAACUCUAACAGAGUCAGCGGUCCAUUCAAUAUAAAAAUAAAAGAACUGAAUGCUCUGGGAUAUUAUGCCAAUAUAGUUUCACUCAAUCCUGUAAGAAUCUUGAAAAAUGAAGCAGAAGAAGAGAAAGCCGAAGUGGCUCGAAUGUCUAGUUUCAUUGGAGCUAUUGCUAUCGGUGAUUUAGUAAAAAGUACUCUUGGACCAAAAGGCAUGGAUAAAAUUUUAGUCUCGUAUGGAAGAAAUUCAGGACAGGUUGAGGUUACAAAUGAUGGUGCUACUAUACUUAAAUCCGUGGGUGUUGAUAAUCCCGCGGCUAAAAUUCUCGUUGAUAUGUCAAAAGUGCAGGAUGAUGAAGUUGGUGAUGGCACUACAUCAGUUACAGUUUUAGCUGCUGAGUUACUUCGAGAAGCUGAAAAAUUGGUCGAACAAAAACUGCACCCUCAGACAAUUAUAGCAGGGUGGCGCAUUGCUGUUGAAGCAGCUCGUCAAGCAUUGGCUGAAGCCAGUUUUGAUCAUGAAAAAAGCAUGAAUGAAGCAGCAUUGAGAGCAGAUUUGGAAAAUAUUGCUCGUACUACUCUGAGCUCUAAGAUUCUAUCUAAUCACAAGGAACAUUUCACAAAAUUAGCAGUAGAUGCAGUUCUUCGUCUUAAGGGUUCUGGUAAUCUCAAGGCUAUACAAAUUAUAAAAAUUUCUGGAGGUUUAUUGGAGGAAUCAUUUUUAGAUGAAGGAUUUUUAUUAAAUAAAAAAGUAGGAGUCCACCAACCCAAGAAAAUUGAGAAUGCGAAUAUAUUGAUAGCUAAUACUCCAAUGGACACUGACAAAAUAAAAGUAUUUGGUUCCACUAUCAAAGUAGACUCGAUGGCUAAAAUUGCUGAAUUAGAAGUCGCUGAAAAAGAGAAAAUGAAGGACAAAGUGAAUAAGAUUCUCAACCAUAAAUGCAAUGUGUUUAUUAAUAGACAGUUGAUCUACAACUACCCUGAACAACUUUUUGCUGAUGCUGGAGUCAUGGCGAUUGAACAUGCUGAUUUUGAUGGAAUCGAGCGUCUUGCUUUAGUCACCGGUGGUGAGAUUGUAUCUACAUUUGAUUCACCUGACAAAGUUAAACUGGGACAUUGCAAACUUAUUGAACAGGUCCUCAUUGGUGAUGAAUGUUUAAUACGUUUCUCUGGUGUGGAGCUGGGUUCAGCCUGUACCAUUGUAAUAAGAGGAGCUACCCAGCAAGUUAUCGACGAAGCUGAACGUUCCUUGCACGACGCACUCUGUGUACUAGCUGCUACUGUCAAAGAACCAAAAGUUGUUUUCGGUGGUGGUGCAAGUGAGAUGCUAAUGGCGGAGGCUGUGUCUCGUGUCGCUGCUCGAACUCCCGGCAAGGAGGCGGCGGCCGCUGAAGCCUUCGCAGUGGCUCUACGACGUCUACCUUCCGCCGUAGCAGACAACGCUGGCUACGACAGCGCGGAUCUCAUAGCUCGCCUUAGAGCCUCUCAUGCACAGGGAGAGAAUACUAUGGGGCUUGAUAUGGAGAAUGGCUGCAUUGGUGAUAUGAAGAAGUUGGGUAUCACUGAGUCGUAUGUGGUGAAGCGUCAAGUGUUGCUGUCAGCCAGUGAAGCCGCCGAGGUCAUUCUACGUGUGGACAACAUUCUCAAAUCAGCACCUCGCAGGCGUGGACCCGACCGUCGCCCCUGCUAA